Liolophura sinensis is the source of this 3642-nucleotide messenger RNA. Its product is annotated as ubiquitin carboxyl-terminal hydrolase 5-like. The coding region runs from base 68 to 2476 and encodes 802 amino acids. Gene Ontology annotation, molecular function: cysteine-type deubiquitinase activity; zinc ion binding; protein binding. Lineage: Eukaryota; Metazoa; Mollusca; Polyplacophora; Chitonida; Chitonidae. Gene Ontology annotation, biological process: protein deubiquitination. The transcript has 20 exons. The record is from RefSeq and is a predicted model, not a curated record.
AACAAUCUCGUCGACAAGUGCUGAGCAGAAUAUACACGGUGUUAUUCUGCUGAUUUCACGCUGUAAAAUGUUGGCUAAUUUACUGAACCCCCAUCUACCAAAGAUUCGUGUACCACAAGGUGGCCAAAAAGUCUACAAGGAUGAGUGUGCCUACUCGUUUGACACACCGGAAAGUGAAAAUGGCCUGUACAUCUGCAUGAGCACAUUUCUUGGACUGGGCAAGAAGCAUGUAGAGAGACAUUACAGAAAGACUGCAUCUAGCUGUGCAGUUUAUCUACGGAUAAAGAGAGUCAGAAAAGAGAUUCCACAGUCCGAAGAAGAUAAAGAGAGCAAACCCACCAAGCUGGCCAUAGGCAUUGAAGGAGGAUUCAGUGUGGAAGAGAAGAAAUUCAAGUUUGAGGAAACAACAUCAAUUGUGGUUCUUCCUGACUGGAAAGAAAUCCCUCUCCCAUGUGAUGAGCUACCAGACAUUGUUGCACUGUCAGUAGCGGGAAUUCUUGGCGCAGAAGAUGCUUGGAAGCUUGAGGAGGCAGCUGCAAUGGCGGGUACCUGGGAUGGGGAGAAGCGCAUCAUCUCAAAGUAUGCUGAGUCUCUACAACAGUUAGACAAUGGGAAGAAGAUCCCACCUACAGGCUGGAAGUGUGAGCAGUGUGAUUUGACCUCUAACCUCUGGCUGAACCUCACGGAUGGCAGCAUCCUCUGCGGCAGGAAGUUCUUUGAUGGGAGUGGUGGUAAUAACCAUGCCUUGGAGGCUUACGCCAAGACCAAGUACCCACUGGCUGUCAAGCUGGGCACUAUAACACCCAACGGGGCAGAUGUUUUCUCUUACGAUGAAGAUGACAUGGUGGAGGACCCUUUUUUAGCCAAACAUUUAGCUCACUGGGGAAUAAACAUCGCAGCCAUGCAAAAGACAGAGAAAACAAUGAUCGAGAUGGAGAUUGAUCUGAACCAGAAGGUUGGAGAGUGGGACGUGAUCCAGGAGGCGGGCAAUAAACUCAUCCCAGUCUAUGGACCUGGACUCACUGGCAUCCGUAACCUUGGCAACAGCUGCUAUAUGAACUCCGUCAUGCAAAUCCUCUUCACAGUCCCAGACUUUCAGAAGCGAUAUGCAGAGGCUGCUGAAAGGAUAUUUGAUGACGCGCCCAGUGACCCUACAUCUGAUUUCAACACUCAAAUGGCAAAGUUUGGUCACGGUUUGCUGUCAGGUGACUACUCUCAGCCAAUACCAGAGGGGACAGAAGACAAAGUUCAGGCCCCCAGAGGAAUCCGUCCUCAGAUGUUCAAGUCAUUGAUUGGUCGCGGUCAUCCAGAGUUCUCCACCAAACGACAACAAGAUGCUCAAGAAUUCCUCCUCCACAUCAUUAAUGUCAUAGAGAGAAACAGUCGAGGGACAGAAAAUCCAACUGACAGCUUCAAGUAUGAGGUAGAGGAGAGGGUCCAGUGUGGGGGGUCGAGCAAGGUGCGCUAUAGUAAACGUUCAGAGUACCUGCUCUCAUUGAACAUCCCCCUAGAGGCUGCUGUAAACAAAGAUGAAGUCUUGGCCUAUGAAGCAAAAAAGCAACAGCUGGCAGUAGAGUCAAAGAAAAUAGAUCCAUCAGAAAUAGUUCGUCCCCAAAUUCCUUUACAGUCAUGUAUAGAAUCUUUCGCUGCCACAGUGAUUAUAGAUGAUUUCUACAGCUCAGCUCUCCAGUCCAAGUGCAAAGCUCAGCAAACAACCAGAUUGUCAACAUUUCCAGACUUCUUAGUGAUUCAGUUAAAAAAGUUCACCAUAGGAGAGGAUUGGGUGCCCAAGAAGUUAGAUGUCUCUGUUGAUGUCCCCGACACUUUGGACCUGUCUCCUCUCAGGGGUCAGGGUAUGCAGCCAGGGGAGGAAGAGUUGCCAACAGAACAGACAGAUGAACCAGAGAUUCAGAUUGACGAAUCCGUUGUCACUCAGCUAACAGAAAUGGGGUUUGCAAGGGAAGGCUGUCGAAAAGCAGUAUACCAUACAAAAAAUACAGGUGUAGAAGCUGCCAUGAACUGGGUGAUGGAGCAUAUGGGAGACCCAGAUUUUGAAGUUCCCCUUCAGCUUCCCAAAAAGUCAAAAGAUUCCUUUUCACCCAAUGAAGAAGCAGUUGCUAUGAUUGUCUCCAUGGGAUUUACCAUUGAACAAGCAUCUAUGGCCUUGAAAGCAACUGAUAACAAUGUGGAGAGGGCAGCCGAUUGGAUAUUUAGUCAUGCAGAUGAGCUGACUCAGCCAAUGGAAACAGAGUCUACAGGAGCCAAUGAACAGGCACCAAAGUUCAGAGAUGGACACGGGAAGUACAGACUGGUUGGCUUCAUCAGUCAUAUGGGUACGUCCAGUCUGGUGGGACAUUAUGUCUGUCACAUCCUCAAGGAUGGACAGUGGGUGAUAUUCAAUGAUGAGAAAGUGGCACUAUCGGUGAAUCCUCCUAAAGACUUGGGCUACCUGUACCUCUACCAGAGAGAAGAGUGAUUCCGGCACUGUGGCUAUGAUGCAUUCCAUGGUAGAGGGAGGAUGGCAUAAACCUUACCCAGCUGCUGACUUGUGUACCCCCAUAAAUCAGAAUGGAAGUGUCCGUACAACAUUGCAUCUAUGAUUUACACCGUACAUGACGUAAUUUCUGCUGACAGAACCUUCACUGAUUGUCUUAAAGCUCACGAGAUGAACAUAGCCUUCCUGACAUCCGACUUGUCCGGCUGCAUGAUGCCUGUGUAUGCUUGUAACUUGCUUGCACAUGCUUUCAGUUCUACUAGUGCUAUAGAAGUGGACAAUGUCCAGUGCUGUGUUACUACAUCAUGACUAUUGCUAAAGUGUACAGUGGGAAGUUAUGACUUCUUGUCAUAUCUCACCCCUUUAUAUAAUGCCUCACAACACUUGUGUAUUCACUGUUUUCAAUUUCAUUGUAAUAAACGUUAGGACAAAGCAACAUGUAUAUGUCGGGCAAACUUAAGUUAUAAUAGUAAGAUGCGCAUCUGUUAUACAGAAUAUGUUUUGUGCAGCUGUACAUAGGGAUUAACAUGGAUUGUGCUUGGAUAUCUACAAAGUGCUGGUCUAAGGACAAUUCAGCCCAUAGUUUACAGUUAGCUGCAUUAAUUCUAUCAUCUGUCUUCGUACUGGCAUAUGAUGGGAUGUUCCCGUAUAAUACUGUGCUGAUGAAACAGGCCUCUUCUUACGUCAGUUCCUGAUCUGUCCGACUCGUUGUCAUAUGCAUGAGGUAAUGGUAAUUAAACAGUGAACUGAUAACAUUUCGUUUCUUUGCUGGCGUCAUAUUAGAUAUGAACCAGCAUAAAAACGAAAGGCAUUUCUUUGUUUAAUAACUUCUGCUAAUUUAAGGCUAGUAUAAAAUUCGUCAGUGCCCCGAUUUUUAGUGAGUAGUGUGUGAAUGAUAGUAAUUUGAACAUAUCCUUUUGACAGGUACAGUGAGCCAUCGUAGUUACUGUCAACUAUGUCCAGGAUUGCUUUGUGGUGCAUUACUUGGUUUCAAAUCCACAACUGGCAGUUGAAACCCAAACCCACGACCUACCUACUGAGCCUUUGAACAGAAAAAGUUGUUCAGGAAUGAGACUCAGAAAAAAUAUCGUUUAGUGGACAAAAAAAUAGAAGUAAUGUGUCUUGAUUUAUUUGAUUGGUGUUUUUUU